Yamadazyma tenuis ATCC 10573 is the source of this 660-nucleotide messenger RNA. RefSeq lists its product as uncharacterized. Gene Ontology annotation, cellular component: nucleus; cytoplasm. NCBI's taxonomy places the organism in Eukaryota, Fungi, Ascomycota, Pichiomycetes, Serinales, Debaryomycetaceae. The record is from RefSeq and is a predicted model, not a curated record. Gene Ontology annotation, biological process: proteasome regulatory particle assembly. Gene Ontology annotation, molecular function: protein binding.
AUGACACUCGAAAAAGACUCGUUUGAAGGUCUUAUGAGCUCCUUGAACUUGGACUCAGACAAGUUCACCACCUACAAAGUGCACGAUGACCUCAAUUACCAGCAAUUGCUGUUGAUCAAAAAAGAGCUUGAAAAUCAGUUGUCGGCUCUCUUCGAUAUAUUGGCCACCAAUUUCGCCGCCGAAAUGAGCACUCCCUUAGUGACGCCUGAUGGGUUUCCGCGUGAUGAUAUCGACGUGGUAGGCAUUCGACUUGUACGUGUUCGAAUUAUCCGUUUACGAAAUGACCACAAACGUGUAUUGGCAAUGAUUGAAUCGAAACUACAAGACCAGUUUAAAGCAGUAGAUUCAUCUGCGAUAGAACAAAAGACGUCGACGAUACAGUCUCUGGUUCCAUUUGCGGUGAUAGAAGACGUGCUCGAAAACAGUCCAGCCGACAGGGCUGGGCUUCAGAAACGCGAUCGUAUCGUUGUUUUUGGUGGAGAUAUUCACGCAGGAAACCACAACAAGUUGGCAUCCGUUGUGGCACGAGUACAAACCAGCAUUGACACACCUGUAGACGUACGGGUAUUGCGAGCCGAGUCGGUGGUGGAGUUGCAGUUGGUGCCUUCUAACAGUUGGAAUGGAAGAGGUCUUUUGGGUUGCAAAAUCGUACCCUUAUAG